GCUAUACGAUCCCAGUUUAGGACACCGAUCGACGAAACAAGUGCCGAACGAUCACGUAUACAUCAUUUGAACUUUGCCGAGAUGGACGGUGCGAAAAACGAGUCAGCGGAGGCACGCGAGUCUUACAAGGACGUUUCGAGCCAAAAGAAUGGAGCGAAAAUUUUGUUUGCCACUGAUGACUUUUUUGCAGUAGCUGAAAAUCUGUUGAAGGAAGAAGAGCCAGAAUGGAACGAGAAUUACACCGAGUACGGCAAGUGGAUGGACGGCUGGGAGACGCGGAGGAAGCGCAUCGACGGCCACGAUUGGGCAAUAAUCGCCCUCAGCGAUCCGUGCGAGCUCCGAAGCAUCCACCUCGACACGGCCUUCUUCACGGGCAAUUUCGCUCCGAGGUUCUCCGUGCAGGCGGCUCAUUUAGUCGACGAUCCGAAGCCCAUUCAAGAUCGACGCAAUAAGAUGGGAACGGCUGCUACCGAUGUCGAAUUGGAAAAAGCUCGUGAACUGAAAUCCGAGGAUUGGGACGAGAUAAUCCCAAUGACGUCUCUGCGCAGUGGACACGCGGAAACGCGCAAACACGUCUUUGAAAUCGCGAAUCCCCGCACGUACAGCCACGUGCGAUUGAACAUCUACCCCGACGGCGGAAUAGCUCGGCUGCGAAUUUUCGGCUCGGAAUCGACCGGACGACAGCAGCUGAUGCUUCGGAGCGAGUGCGUGGCGUUCAGCAACGCGCAUUACGGCAGCCCCGAGGUUCUCUUGGAAGCGUCGCCUUCCAAGGGUAUGCACGACGGCUGGGAGACGGCCAGGAAGACUGAGCGGCCCUGGAAGAUCGACCUCGACGAUUCUGGUUUCAUAAAGGCCUACGGGGAAGAAUGGGCUAUUCUGCGACUGGAAACCGACGUCUGCAUCGAUGACAUUCAAGUCGAUACGACGCACUUCAAGGGCAACUGUCCGGACAGCGUGAAAAUCGAGGCCAAGUUGAGCAACGACGAGAAACUCCAUAGCUCCGACGACUCGUGGAUCACCGUUUUACCAAAAACUAAGCUGGUAGCCAAUCGGAGCAACGGCCUGACGAGUCGCAACGUCGUAGCGACCAAGCAGCCCGUCAAUCACAUCAAGGUGACCAUCGAGCCCGACGGUGGUUUGGCGCGAAUCCGAAUUUUCGGAAGCAAAUGUCGCCACUAAGGGGCUCGGACGAUUCUGCAUCACGCCGCGCGUUCGAAUCCGAGUGCGCUUGGACGCGCGCGAGUACGCCGCCGAGCUGCGAAGAAAAUGAAAGUACUUAUGCUGUAUGCGUAUGCUGCACAGGGACGCGUAUGCAGCUCCGAGCUACGUAAAAGUAACGUCGAUGAUUGAGUAAGAGUUUGGCUCGUUGCGAUUGCGCCCCGACUGCAGGCGACUCCGUAUGUAUCAAUUACCCCCCGACUAAGCGUAUAUAGCAUGUAACUCGCUCAAGUGCCUGUGACGAGUCAAACAAGUGCAGACAAAAUAUUUUCCCGUACUGCCGUGUCUGUAACUGCUCGAUUGUAUUUCAAAUCUUGUAUUAUUUUAAUUGUUAUUCUUAAGUUGAUUCGUAUAAUACUUUUUGUAAAAGUGCAAAGGCAGUGGCUUUUGUCCGAAGCGACUGAGGAGCUACUAGCCUACAUACUUGUUAUACUUGUCGUAUUGCGUAA
Trichogramma pretiosum is the source of this 1667-nucleotide messenger RNA. Its product is annotated as allantoicase-like. The record is from RefSeq and is a predicted model, not a curated record. The transcript has 7 exons. Lineage: Eukaryota; Metazoa; Arthropoda; Insecta; Hymenoptera; Trichogrammatidae. Gene Ontology annotation, biological process: allantoin catabolic process. Gene Ontology annotation, molecular function: allantoicase activity. Bases 82 to 1179 code for a protein of 365 amino acids.